Candidozyma haemuli is the source of this 1803-nucleotide messenger RNA. RefSeq lists its product as uncharacterized. Gene Ontology annotation, biological process: nuclear-transcribed mRNA poly(A) tail shortening; regulation of mRNA stability. Lineage: Eukaryota; Fungi; Ascomycota; Pichiomycetes; Serinales; Metschnikowiaceae. The record is from RefSeq and is a predicted model, not a curated record. The transcript has a single exon. Gene Ontology annotation, cellular component: P-body. Bases 1 to 1803 code for a protein of 600 amino acids. Gene Ontology annotation, molecular function: protein binding; translation repressor activity; mRNA binding.
AUGGACAAAGAACUCUUUUCGAAGAACCCAGAGUUCUUGUCGUCAUACUCAGACAGACCCAUCGUUCUCUCGCCGCCUCCAGUGGACCACCACGGCAAUGGCUCAGUGCAGACAAAACUGGACCGUCCAGAAGGAGCCCAGAGCAUGCAACAGCCACAGCUCCCCAAAGACUUUCUUGCUCAAAGACAGCAGUCGGUUGGUUAUAACUUGCAGCAGGAGUUCGAGGCCUUGAAGGCUGAUUUGGACUUGGAUUUGAGCAUGUCGAACAACGACGAUGCUGCUGCCACCGGAGCAACUUCCAGUAAUGAAAGCGGCAACGGUACUACUACAGGAGGAACACCUUCUUUGGGUCAUUUCUUGUCGCCCCAGUUUUCUCAUGGCUUGGGGCCUUCGUUGCUGGAGAAUUUCUCUUCUUUGGCUUCUUCCAAUGUCCCAAUGGGCCAUUUGGGCAACAACAUGGCCCCAGGCGCAGGCGCAGGCUCGCAUCUUCUGGGGCUUUUGGGUGUUGCUGGUUCCAAGUCUCUGUCGUUUUUGCCUCCCUCGUUGCUGGUGCCUUCGAGACCGCAAUCCGUCAAUGAUUUCUCCAACUUGUUAGGAAGAAACCAGAAUCCUACUCCAGGAUCUGGCUUGUCUCGUCUUCAAGCUUCCGGAGCUGGUCUGUCGUUCUACAGCGACUUGGUUGGCUUCACUUCCUGGAUGGAGAACUUGGAUCCUCAAGACAUUGUCAUCAUGCUCGACCACUGGUGCAACAAUUUGCCAUUUGACAUUUUGCUCACCAUGAAGUCUCGCCUCGAGUCUCAUCUCGAUCACUCUAAUGAGCAGGCGCUGGUGCCUCCUAAGAUGAAUUAUGGCUACGAAGACUUGGUCACGAACAUGGAAAAUACUUCAUUGGACUCUUUCAAGCUGAGAAACCCUCAUCAACAGAACGGACUCGCUCAGCCAAAGCCAAAGAACAAUGACCCUUACAGAAGUCACCUUUUCCAGGAAUCAAAGUUGCAGAGACCUAAGCUGGCUGAUCCAAGUCUACACAACCGCUUCCCAGGACCUAAUGCUAAUCAAGCCUCGUCUGGCCAAGUUAACCCCUCCACUUCUGGAGGUAAUCACGGCGGUAAUCCAUUGGAUAGAGCUAGAAGCCCUACUUCUCAUUUGCAUGAGAAGACCAACUUCUUGCAGUUGGCCGCUGCUUCUAACUCGCCUCUCUCUUACGCUCAGCAUAGUCACUCCCCAGAUGAAGGUUACGACCUUAAUGCUGCUCUGAAGUUAGGGGCGCUUGCUACCAUCAACUCCCGUGUUGCCCUUGACUCUAAUAGAAAGGGCCCCGCUUACCAACAACACCAAGCGCUGCAACCUCAACAGCCUUACCCGCAUAAUCCACUUGCCUAUGAGGAACUGAUUAAUCGCCAGGCUAACUCUUCAUCGGUCCCUGUGCAACCACAAAAAUAUUCUGUUGCCGCUAUGGGUGGUGCCAACCAGGGUCCUUCUGCUGCGGCUCUCAAGAUGAAGAAGGAAGACUCUACUGUCAGAUCCAGAGCUUCUACUCCUGUUGGCGGAUCUUCCUCCAACGCUGCAUGUGGGCUGUCUUCCAUGCCUACCGAGAUCGCUACGCUCGACUUGCUCAAUAAUAUUCCCGCUUGGUUGAAGCUUCUUCGUCUCCACAAGUACACCGACUGCUUGAAGGACAUGUACUGGAAAGACCUUGUUGAGCUUUCUGACGAAGAUUUGGAAAACAAGGGCGUCAAAGCACUCGGAGCCAGAAGAAAAUUGCUCAAAGCGUUUGAGGCUGUUAAGCAGUCGAGGUUGUAG